AUGCCACGCCUCUUCGACGGCCUCGAGCUGCCCGCCUCAGCAGACUUCCACGUACACCUUCGCCAGGGCGCCAUGAUGGAGACGGUCACUCCUACGAUCACCUCUGGCGGUGUUGAUACAGUCUAUGUCAUGCCAAAUCUAAUACCACCCAUCACCACCCCUGCCCAGGCCGUCGAGUACAAAUCCCGCCUACAAGCUCUCGCGCCCGACGUCACAUUCCUCAUGUCCCUCUACCUCCACCCCUCAAUCACCCCCUCCAUCGUCCGCGAAGCCAAAGCCACCGGCGCCAUCCACGGCAUCAAAUCCUACCCAGCUGGCGUGACCACCAACUCUUCUUCCGGCGUGGUGGACUACGAGUCUUUCUACCCUGUCUUCGCCGCCAUGGAGGAAGAGGGGCUAGUGUUGAAUCUGCACGGCGAGCUCCCACCCUCGCAGUCUCCUUCUGCACCUGAAGACCAGAUCACGGUGCUCAAUGCGGAAGCGGCGUUCCUUCCUACCCUCCGCUCCCUGCACACCCGCUUCCCAAACUUGAGGAUCGUGCUCGAGCACUGCACGACCAAAGCCGCGGUGGACAUGGUGCUGAGCAUCAGCUCGCCUAACGUUGUGGGCACCAUCACAGCACACCACCUCAGCCUCAUUGUCGACGACUGGGCGGGCGAUCCGCUCAACUUCUGCAAACCCGUCGCCAAACUGCCCUCAGAUCGCAUCGCACUAUUGCGUGCAGCAGUCGAUCCAAGACGAAAAUUCUUCUUGGGCACAGACAGCGCUCCCCAUCCACUACGCAGCAAACAAGGCAGGAGCGGAACUGCAGGGAAUGAUAACUCGUGCGGCAAGUGUGCCGCAGGCGUGUUUACGCAGCCGUAUGCAACCCAACUUGUGUUGGAAGCGCUAGAGGAAGCCGUCAGCAAGGGCAUCUUGCGAGAGGAGGAUGUGAGGAGGGAGGGGGUGUUGGAGGGGUUUUGGGCGAGACGGGGCGGAGGUUCUAUGGUGUGCCGAAGAGUGAGCGGCGGAUAA
This is a messenger RNA of Cyphellophora attinorum, 1014 nucleotides long. RefSeq names its product Dihydroorotase. The record is from RefSeq and is a predicted model, not a curated record. Lineage: Eukaryota; Fungi; Ascomycota; Eurotiomycetes; Chaetothyriales; Cyphellophoraceae. Gene Ontology annotation, molecular function: dihydroorotase activity. Gene Ontology annotation, biological process: pyrimidine nucleotide biosynthetic process; 'de novo' pyrimidine nucleobase biosynthetic process. The coding region runs from base 1 to 1014 and encodes 337 amino acids. The transcript has a single exon. Gene Ontology annotation, cellular component: cytoplasm.